Messenger RNA from Sphaerodactylus townsendi, 4051 nucleotides. RefSeq names its product PAX3 and PAX7 binding protein 1 (gene PAXBP1). The transcript is spliced from 18 exons. Lineage: Eukaryota; Metazoa; Chordata; Lepidosauria; Squamata; Sphaerodactylidae. Gene Ontology annotation, molecular function: DNA binding. Gene Ontology annotation, biological process: positive regulation of transcription by RNA polymerase II; mRNA splicing, via spliceosome. Bases 118 to 3027 code for a protein of 969 amino acids. Gene Ontology annotation, cellular component: nucleus. The record is from RefSeq and is a predicted model, not a curated record.
UGCGAAAGCAGGGGACGAGUGAGCUGCGGCGCGCGCUCUUGGGGCUGCUGCGGGGGUCGGCCGCUCUCCGGUUUUCUCGGCAGCCUCCUGCACCGUUGGCCGUUGGGCGAGACUGGGAUGUUCCGCAAGGCGCGCCGCGUGAAUGUGCGGAAGCGGAACCAGUCGGAGGAGGAGGACGAAGAGCGGAGCGACGAGCCGCCCCAGUCGCAGCUGCCGCUGCCGCUGCCGCUGCCUCCGCCAGGAGGAGACGGGCCUACGGCGGAGGCCGCUCAGCCGCUUCCGAGACCACCCCUCUUGCCGCUGCCCACCGGCUGCGUCCCUCUCGUCUCUCCCGCUGGCGGCGGGGGUGGGGGGCUCGGGGGCUUCACUUUCGGCGGCGCCGAGGCGGCUGGCCGAGGAAGCCCAGUCUUGACCGGCCCGCCUCCCGUUCUGCCGCCGCCGCCGCCUCCUUUCCACCACCCGCUACCUCCGCAGCAGCCCUCGGCGGGAAACAACGGCUUCGUGUCGGCCGCUGCUAAGGCCAAGGAGCGGAAGGCCAGGAACAAGGAAGCGGCGGGGCCUCAAGCGGCACGUGGGAGCCUCAAGCUGCUCAGCUUCCAAGACGAAGAAGAGGAAGCUGAGGAAGUUUUUAAAGUGAAAAAAUCAAGUUACAGCAAAAAAAUAGUAAAACUGCUUAAGAGAGAAUAUAAAGAGGAUCUUGAAAAAUCUAAGACAAAAGUGGAUUCUAAUUCUUCAGCUGAUGCCGAACAGUCUGUCGACAAAUUGGGGUUGGCUAAAGAUAUACUUCAAGAAGAUGGGGCUGCAAAUAGUGAACAAGGAGAAGAGGAGAUGGAAGUUGAAAGUGAGAAGGAAGAAGAAAAACCAAAAGCUGCAGGAGCUUUUUCAAGUGCUUUGUCUUCUCUGAAUGUUUUACGUCCAGGAGAAAUCCCAGAUGCUGCCUUUAUUCAUGCUGCUAGGAAAAAGCGCCAGAUGGCACGUGAGCUUGGGGACUUCCUACCGCUUGACAAUGAUCCUGGGAAAGGACGCCUUGUUAGAGAAGAUGAAAAUGAUGCCAGUGAUGAUGAAGAUGAUGAUGAGAAACGAAGAAUAGUCUUUUCAGUGAAAGAGAAGUCUCAGAGGCAAAAGAUUGCAGAGGAAAUAGGUAUCGAGGGAAGCGAUGAUGAAGCUCUGGUUGCUGGGGAACAGGAUGAAGAACUCAGUCGGUGGGAGCAAGAGCAGAUACGUAAAGGCAUUAAUAUACCUCAGGUUCAAGCAAGUCAGCCUGCUGAAGUGAAUAAUCUGUAUUACCACAAUACCUACCAGGCAAUGCCUUAUGGUUCCUCUUACGGCAUUCCUUACACGUAUGCUGCAUAUGGAUCUUCGGAGGCAAAGUCUCAAAAAACAGAUAACACAAUUCCUUUCAAAACUCCCAGUAAUGAGAUGGCUCCUGUUUCUAUUGAUUUGGUAAAGAAGCAACUUAAAGACAGGUUGGACUCAAUGAAAGAAUUCCAGAAAGCAAAUCAGCAACAACAUGAGAAGCAUCAGGAAAGCCGUGAUGACUCUAUCAAGACAAUUGAAAACCUGGAAGGGUCCUCUGGGGGUAUUGCUGAACGGUAUAAAUUUCUGCAAGAAAUGCGAGGGUAUGUCCAAGACUUGCUUGAGUGUUUCAAUGAAAAGGUGCCCCUGAUUAACGAGCUCGAGGCAUCAAUGCACCAGCUGUACAAACAGCGAGCUUCGCGCCUUGUCCAAAGACGACAAGAUGAUAUUAAAGAUGAAUCUUCGGAGUUUUCAAGCCAUUCAAGUAAAGCAUUGAUGGCACCAAAUCUUGAUUCUUUUGGACGAGACAGAGCACUGUACCAAGAGCAUGUAAAAAGACGGACUGCCGAGAGGGAGGCUAGAAGAGCUCGUCGCAGACUUGCUAGGGAGCAAUCAGGGAAGAUGACUGAUCACCUUGAAGGCCUUUCUAGUGAUGAUGAAGAAACAUCAACAGAUACUACCAACUUCAAAAUGGAGCGAGAUCGCAUUUUGAAGGAGUCCAGCAAAGUUUUUGAAGAUGUAUUAGAAAACUUUUACUCCAUUGACUACAUUAAGACACAGUUUGAAGCCUGGCGUUCCAAGUAUUUCUCUACUUACAAGGAUGCAUACAUUGGCCUUUGUCUACCGAAGCUGCUUAAUCCUUUAAUAAGAGUUCAGUUACUUACUUGGAAUCCUUUGGAGGACAAGUGCCAGGAUUUUGAAAGCAUGUUAUGGUUUGAAUCCUUGCUGUUUUAUGGAUGUGAAGAACAUGAACAAGAGAAAGAUGAUGCUGAUGUUUCACUGUUGCCUACCAUAGUGGAAAGGGUGGUUCUGCCUAAAUUAACAGUGCUUGCUGAAAAUAUAUGGGACCCCUUUUCUACAACACAAACAUCUAGAAUGGUAGCCAUUACCCAAAAAUUAAUAAAUGGGUAUCCUUCUGUGAUACAUGCAGAGAACAAAAACACACAGAUGUUACUGAAAGCCCUUUUGCUUAGAAUGAGAAGAACACUUGAUGAUGAUGUAUUCAUGCCUCUUUAUCCCAAAAAUGUUUUAGAAAACAAGAAUUCUGGUCCUUAUUUGUUUUUCCAGAGACAGUUUUGGUCUUCAGUAAAGCUACUGGGAAACUUUCUGCAGUGGCAUGGAAUCCUAUCCAACAAAACGCUGCAAGAACUAUCAAUAGAUGGCCUGCUAAACCGAUACAUCCUUAUGGCUUUUCAGAAUUCUGAAUGUGGAGAUGACAGCAUUAAGAAAGCUCAGCAUGUAAUCAGCUGCUUUCCUAAACAGUGGUUCACUAAUCUUAAAGGAAAUAAAACAAUAUCACAUUUAGAAAAUCUCUCUAGAUACCUUGUUCAUCAUGCUGAUACUAUAUAUCGAAACAGCAUUGGAUGCUCUGAUGUAGAAAAAAGAAAUGCAAGGGAGCAUAUAAAACAGACAAUAAAACUUCUAGCAAGUAUUCGAGCUCUGGACCAUGCUGUAGUUGUUGCAAAUGAGCAUAAUAUGAAAGAGCUAAAAAUUUUAAUUGAAGGGAAAUAAAUGCUGUUAGAAUUCUGGACUUCAAAGAUCAUUCCUGAAGUGUAAUUUUGUACAUAUGUAAAGUUUUCUUAAAUCUGUAAACAAUUGGCUGUUUUUAAUACAAGUGCGUUCUUAUACACAAUGUCUGUAACUAGUAUUUGUGUCAUCAAGAAGCUGGAAAGAGAAUCCAGGAAAACUUUCAUCUGCAUCUUGUUUACAAACUUUUAUACCCCCAUCGUGGCCAUCGCUUCACUUAACUGUCCAGUAGGUAACUGGAAAUUGUAUUACAAAAUUCAUUAACAGUUUAGAUGGAAAUAUGUAUAAUGCAGCAGUUUUUAUUUGAAAUAAUAGUAUCAUCUUUCAAAAGAAGUAUUUGAGUUGCUGAAAUUUGGUAAUAAAAUGAAGUGUGCUGUUCAAAAUUAAAAUGUGAAUGUACUAUGAGCCCUCAAAAGUAAAAAAGCUUCCAAAAUACAAGUGUUAUUGGACAUAGGUUUUAUAGCUUGCAGAAACAGCUGAAUGUUAGCAGAUGCAUUUAGUUAAUACUGUUUUAUUUUUAAAUCAAUUAAUGACAAUGGUGUCUCCAUAUAUCAAUGAAAUGUCCUUGAAGUGAAAAUAUUUCAGCCAUGCACUUUGGAUUCUCAUUCUGAAAACAAAACCCCACUAAUAGAGAUGUUUAUGGUAUAUAUAAAUUUUUAAGUUCCUUUAUCUUGUAUCAAGAGUAUAUUUCUCACAAGUUUCAUAAUUCAGAAUUAGCCAAGCCCUCAACCCACAUGCUGCUUAUGUCAUGUACAUAUUGAAUAUUCCAGAAAGUUACUUCAAUUCUUAAUAAAAAUUUUAAGAAUAAACCUACCCUUAAGAGCCAUGUGACUUCUGAAGAGCACUGUCCUUGUCAGGGUGGUUGAUAGCUUUGUUUAUCUUAAGGUGUAUUUCUUUGUUUGAAAAAAGCAGCAGUUAGAAUACUGAAUAACAAUGAAUCAUUGUCUUUCAUGAUGCUCUUUGUCACGUGAUGUAAAGAAAAUAUUAAAUGUACAGUCUGCUUUUUGGA